GAGUCUCACAGCAGGAGGGUCUCCCACUGAAGGGGCUUCACGGGGUCACUGAGUCUGCGCAGACAUGUUGUAAACAGCAGGGGGAAAGAAACACUUUAUUAGACUUUUUUGAUUUAUUUUAUUUGUGAAGCUUGAGUGAAGCUGUAAAAACCGUCCUUCAGCGUCACGAUGUGGAAACCCGCCGGUGGUUCAAACGGCACCUUCAGCUCAGCGGCCGCCGCCGCCGCCGCGGUCACCUGUCUGCUCGUGACCGGGACGCUGGUCAUCACUGUCGGACACCCGAGAGGCGGAGAGCCGGUGGAGCCUCCGGCCGCUGCGGGGAAAGCGUUCUCGGCGUACUUCAGGAAACUCACCCGGGAGAGGCGCGCGAUGAGCGGCCCGCGGAGGAGGAGCGCUCCCGUCGGGCCGGUGGAGCGCCUCUCCCCGGACGACCUGUUCAUCGCGGUGAAAAGCACCGGGAGGUAUCACCGGCAGAGGCUGGAUCUCCUGCUGGACACCUGGAUCUCCAGAAACAUGCAACAGACGUUCGUGUUCACUGACGGAGAGGACGAGAAGCUGAGGAAGAGGAUGGGAGCUCACCUGAUCAACACCAACUGCUCAGCGGCCCACAACCGCCAGGCCCUCUCCUGCAAAAUGGCUCUGGAGUACGACACCUUUAUCAAGUCUGGCAGGAAGUGGUUCUGCCACGUGGACGACGAUAACUACGUGAACGUGGGCUCGCUGCUGAAGCUCUUGUCUCAGUACGCUCACGCGCAGGACGUCUACAUCGGCCGGCCCAGCCUCGAGCGACCCAUCGAGGCCACGGAGAGGCUCGGCGCCACGCAAACGAAGCAGGUGCGUUUCUGGUUCGCCACGGGCGGAGCAGGAUUCUGUCUGAGCCACGGCCUCGCUCUCAAGAUGAAACCCUGGGCGAGCGACGGCGCCUUCAUGGCGACAGCUGAGCACAUCCGCCUCCCGGACGACUGCACCGUCGGUUACAUCGCGGAGGCGCUGCUGGGCGUGAGCCUCAUCCGCUCGCCGUUGUUCCACUCCCACCUGGAGAACCUGGGCCUGGUGUCAGACAUACACAACCAGGUGACCCUCAGCUACGGCACAGUGGCGAGCAGCAGGAACGCCGUCACCCUGAAGGGCCCGUUCUCCAUACUUGAAGAUCCCACGAGGUUCAGGUCGCUCCAUUGUCUGCUGCACCCAGACGCCGCUCGCUGCCCCCGGCCGCGUUAACCCGGGUCCAGAGCCCACCCCACCCCCCUCCCCCCCCCCCUCCACUCAGCAUUCUCUGAUGGAGGAGGAAGUCCCGGCAGACGUCCAGGAUGGGGAGAGAAAAAGGAGUCUCGCCGCUGCCCUCUUCUGGCGCCCUCGAGAGCCCGAGACGCGUUUCAGGGGGAAUGUUUUCACGCUCGUCCGGCUCCGAGUGGAAGACUGACUCUUUUUUUUUUAUUUGUAUCGCUUUGACACCUGAACUCUGACUCCCCCUGUGAAGUGUUGAUGGGGGUCAAAAAGGCCAAACACUGCAGAAGAAGAAGAAGAAGAAGAAGAAGAAGAAGAAGAAGAAGAAGAAGAAGAAGAAGAAGAAGAAGAAGAAGAAGAUCGAAUCCCACUUUGCAAGUGAGCGCACAUGACAGUCUCCUCUUAGUGGAGGGGGUCAAAGUUGAAACCCCGAAGUCAUCCGUUUCCCCUCCAAAUGUCUUUUUAGCUGCAGAUCUUCGUUAUUAACGCGCCGAGAGACGAUAUUAUCAUUGAAAUGAUGGCCAGCAGUAUGAAAGUGAGCGUUCGUCUCCUCUUCACCUUGUGAAAUAUGGUUCUUGUGCGAGCGGGUACCGGGCAGCGAAUGGCCAAUUAUUUUAUCUGAAGUUUUUGUCUCGUCGGCGUUCAGUAUUAUCUUUUCUCUGAAGUAGAAGCACCAUGCCGGAGCACUUUGCCCUUUUUAUUUUUCUGCUGUUUGCAAGAAGAUGCAUCUUUUUUAAAUUUUUUUAUCUUAUUUCUGAGCUUUUGAGGAAGCUGGUAAGCCUCCAGACGUGAGUGUGGGGUCAAGUCUUUUCAGCUAACUCUUGGCAAAGAAAGCAAAUAAGAGUAUUACCCGAAAUUAACUGAAUGAAUUUAAUGAGCAGUUCUUUACAAAUGCAAAUGCUUCUUUUAAAAAAAAGAAAGAAAAAAAAAGCCAUUAUCACGUUUUGAGGCUGCUUCGCAAGCCGUCACGCGGGAGCAGCGUAACAAAGAGUGACUCAUGUUGGGUCGUCUUCUAUCUUUGAGUGACAGUUGUGAAGUUGAAUUCUGUCCCUUGUUUGUUAAAUGAAUGGAUGCGAUGAAGCGUUGCUUCUGACGCGCUCAUCUCCAGUAUCUGGACUGUAUGAGGACCUGCAAUAAAAAAUAAAAUAAAAACUUU
Cyclopterus lumpus (lumpfish) is the source of this 2383-nucleotide messenger RNA. RefSeq names its product beta-1,3-N-acetylglucosaminyltransferase lunatic fringe-like. Bases 169 to 1221 code for a protein of 350 amino acids. The transcript has 8 exons. Gene Ontology annotation, cellular component: Golgi membrane. The record is from RefSeq and is a predicted model, not a curated record. Gene Ontology annotation, molecular function: O-fucosylpeptide 3-beta-N-acetylglucosaminyltransferase activity. NCBI's taxonomy places the organism in Eukaryota, Metazoa, Chordata, Actinopteri, Perciformes, Cyclopteridae. Gene Ontology annotation, biological process: pattern specification process; regulation of Notch signaling pathway.